Molecule: messenger RNA, 4197 nt
Organism: Amphimedon queenslandica
Lineage: Eukaryota; Metazoa; Porifera; Demospongiae; Haplosclerida; Niphatidae
Exons: 21
Coding region: 293-3742 (1149 amino acids)
Biological process (GO): Ras protein signal transduction
Cellular component (GO): plasma membrane
Molecular function (GO): guanyl-nucleotide exchange factor activity
Source: RefSeq, a predicted model, not a curated record
CUUUUCCAGUGUAGUGUACUUACUUGUCUUUGCAUAGUGUAGCUGCUGGGGUAGGUCUUAAUACUAGAAACUAGUGCUGUAUUUGAGCCCUCUGUCUCUCCAUUCACCCAUUUCCCAGUGUUUGUCUGAUACAAAGACUCUCUUUCGCCGACCUUGUCCUGUUCCGUCCCCCGGCUCGCAGAGACAACUACUCUUUUGUUCAUUGAGCAGUUUAUUCAAAAAAGGAGUAUUUGCUGGAGCUAAAGUCCCAGCGGCUUGUAACUGUAUAGCAGCCCUCGAGCUAAACAAGCAAAUGGCUGCACAAUAUGACUCUAAAAGUCUUGAUAGACCAAAUCGAAAGAUAAAAAGACAAUCAACACGUAGAAAGAAGAAAGACCCAGUCCCCGAGCGGGCUGGGGGCAGUAUGGAAGAACUCAACAUCAUUGGUACUAAAGUUAGCGAGAUACCCUCUGAGUUCUUGGUCAGUUUGGAUCCAUCGUUCUUCUCACUCGGUACUCAAGUAAUGGACAUACCUGUUGUACAAAAUGGAGACACAGACCAAGAGUAUUUGAGUAGAGUCGAAGGUAAAGUGAUAAGAGAAGCUAAUCGCCGCUUGAGUAAAAGAAAGAACAAUCACCACUCACCACAACACGUCGAGCCAGCCAUUACAUUUAGUCCAGACACCACUUCUCCUCUCCCUCCACCCAUUGCUAGUCACCAUACGACCAGUCAACUUGACACUGCUGUAGAUGAUGAAACUGACUCAGAGGAAAAGAAAGAAGGUAGAUCCUCUGUGCAUUUGUCAAGCAAAACAUUACUCCAUCUUUAUCCUCCUUCUUCAGGGCUUCAAAGACUAUCCGCUGAUUCUGGUAUCGCUAUUCAAGAUAUUAACGAGAUAGCUUCUCACGGGAACGCAACGGAAAACACUCUCACUGACACGCCCCCCAGAGGCACCACCGAGUUGCCUAGCAACCAUCUCCUCCCCCCGGUUGGCAGGAGAAAUAAUAAAUUCGAUUCUUUAAAGUUUGGAACUAAAAAGGCUCGGGAUUCUAUGCUUCUUUCUCAACUGUGUGUUGUUGUGGUAACGCUCCCGGCUGAUGUACAGCAAGGGCAGAAAGGACGUGGUGCAGUUUUGAAAUUUCGUUUUUCGCCGUACACUCAAAUAGAGACGCUGAGGGUAGCCAUUUUAAAACAAUUUCAUGAGAGAUUUGACGUAUCUGUGGAUAAUUUAUCUAAACUUCAUCUUUGUCGAUAUUUGGAGGAUGAAGAAGGUUGGGAGUAUUUGGAGGAGGAUCAAGCGCUUUAUAAUUAUAAAAUACCGUCUGAGUGUAAAUUGGAACUCAAGCCAUUAGAGCCAGUAUAUUCUGAUGUUCGUGUUGUUAUUCCACAGCUGGAGUGCAGCCUCUCAGUCCAGUUUGACCAGUUUAGUUUGGUAGGUGAUGUCCUACAGCAGGUGCUUCAGUUAGCACAACCUAAACUAGACCCCAAGGAAGACUAUACACUGAACCACGUCAGACUCAGAAUGAGGAUGGACGCCACUGAGAGUAUGAUGUUUUAUUCAAUUUUACCAACUGACGUCUUAGAGUGUCGUCUUUCAGUUGGUAAAGUUCACGAGCAGUCAGUGAUACUAACUAUAAAGAUACCAGCCAUACAAAGCAGCAGAAAGGUGAAGGUUUGCUUGGAUGAGACAGUAGGAGAACUGAUGAGUACUUUAAUGCGGAGGGUUCCUGAACCAGAGAGCACUCGGUGGGCCCACAUGUCUUUAUAUUUAAGAUCAAAGGAUUUCUCGGCCCCUGGGGUCUGGAUGGAAGAUUAUAAAUUCCUUGCAGCAUACAAACUUAAACCUACUGAUGUCAUUGAGUUUCGUCCCAAGUAUCGUCCAAUGAAAUUUGAGCUAAGAGUUUAUCCCCACGAUCAUGAUGGUGACAAUCAUGUUGUCUAUGCCACACCAGAGCUCCUCGUUUCUCAAGAUAGUUUCGUAUCUGACGUUGUAGAUCUUCUCUGUAACUCCUGUUCUCUUGAGUAUGACCCCAGACUCUAUGGCCUGUUUCUCCAUGACGACCAGCAGUUGCCGAGUGAGAUGUCCAUGUGGGAUUACCUUGACGACGGUGUCCCUGGUUACCAGGACACCCUCGUCCUCCACAUGAUUCACAAACCAAUCAUAGUCUCACUGGAAACUGAAGAGGACAGUAUUGCAACCAUCAGUGUUGACUUCAGUCAACCUUCUGUGGUUGUCAAGGACAUAUUGUGCAGGAGGUACGGCUGCCGCUAUCACAAUCAAUAUGGUCUCAAAUACGAAGGUAACGGUCUCACGCUCAACCUUCAGAAGUCUCUCCACAAUCAGGGCGUCCUUGAGCAGGAAAGGAUCCUUCUAGUGGUAAUGGAUGACAGUGACGUAGUACCUGCUUCUCCGAUGAAGGACCAACUGAUCAGGAAAGACUCUGCUUCGGCAUCUAUGGAGUGUGAAGCGGGCAGUAGAGAGUCCCUUGCUUUGGUUGAAGAUGAUUGUAAUAUUUGGGACGAAGGCCCUGACUCAGAACACAACAUCAGGUUCAAGAAGACAAACGAGUUAGUCGUAGUUGGAGCAACUUUUAAUAAACUGGUGGAGAGAAUAACCUCAGUGACUGACCACGACAUUGAGUUUGUAAAGACGUUCCUUCUCACGUACCAGUCCUAUGCCACUCCUGAUAAACUGCUUCGUAAACUGAUUGAGCGUUACAAUGUCGUGAGACCUUUAGGAACGAGCUUAGGAGAGUUCUCACAAAUGAGACAGACGAUACAGGCUCGUGUCAUCAACGCUCUCAGACUCUGGGUGGAGUAUGGAGUGGAUUUUAAAGAUAAUGUGACACUCCAGGAUAAUAUCCUUCAUUUCAUCAGUUCAGUUCUGGUUCUGGAUCACCCCAGACUUUGUAGACCACUGAGGACCAAUAUUCUCUCCAUAAGGGGUCUGAUACAGAAAAGAAAUGUGAAAAUGUUCAGGGACCCCCCACCACCAGUCAAAUUUCCAGCUAAUCCUGGCCCAGUAUUGAGUGUCUUUGAUUUUGAUCCCGAGGAGAUCGCCCGUCAACUAACUCUCAUUGACUUCAGCCUCUUUGCUAAAAUAAAACCAGCGGAACUACUCAACCAGGCCUGGCAGAAACCCAAAUACAGGGCCCGUGCUCAGAAUAUAUUGCGACUAGUGGACCGGAUGAACAACCUCACCCUCUGGGUCGCUACCACCAUAUUGUCUCAGAAGGACAUACAGCAGAGAGCUAAGAGGAUACAGGGAUUCAUUCAAAUAUGCAACCAUUUGCAUUCGAUGAAUAACUUCUGUACACUAAUGGCCCUUCUCAAUGGGCUCGCCCAUCACUCCAUCAACAGACUCACAAAGACCUUCGGUAAACUGGACAAGGUUCUUCAUAAAAGACUCAACGAGUUACAAGAGAUGGCAAGACCUGGCGACCAUUUUAAACUAUUGAGAGAAGAUCUGAAGAAAGCUAGCAAUCCCUGCAUACCAUACCUUGGUCUGUACAUGUCUGAUUUGACAUUUCUUGAUAAUGGCAAUCCAAACUUUCACAGAGAUAAUCUCAUUAAUUUCUCAAAGUGCCGUCUGAUAUAUCAUCAGAUAAGAGAUCUCAUAUUAAGACAAGAUAAAUCAUAUAAUUUUGAGGAGGUCCCAGCUCUUCAUGAGUCGCUGCUCAAGUUUGCAUUUCUUGAUGAUGAUACUCUUUAUGAGGUAUCACUCCAGAGAGAGCCACGAGAUGAUAAGAAGGUUAUACCAUAAUUACACUCGAGAGUUCCACAUCAUUUGUUUGAUAUAAUGAUCCUUUUAGUAACAGCUGCACCCUCUUAUAAUAUCAUUCACCAAUAGACACUGUAACACUAUUAUCUAUACUCACCUUUCACACACACUCACUGAAGCAGGUCACCUUAUUAAAGACACUUCACAUUUAAAUGAUUUUGUUACUUAUAAACAAUUUAACAUUUACAUUUAUUUUCAUAUUAAUCCUUCCAUGCACUGUAUAACCACUAAUUAAUGCAUUAUUAACAUUAUUAACAUUAAUUCUUUAUUAUUAUGCUCUUCAGUUAUCCAUUUUUAAUUGUUAUUAUUGUUAUUAUUAUUGUUGUUGUUGUUAUUAUUAUUAUUGUUAUUGUGUUGUCAUUUACAAUAUCUCACAAACUAUUACUGGUUUAGCCAUUUUCACUUUUGUAUUUUUGAAAAUACUAUUUUCUGUAAAA